This is a messenger RNA of Vitis riparia (riverbank grape), 560 nucleotides long. Its product is annotated as mitochondrial import inner membrane translocase subunit TIM8-like. The coding region runs from base 60 to 296 and encodes 78 amino acids. The record is from RefSeq and is a predicted model, not a curated record. The transcript has 2 exons. Lineage: Eukaryota; Viridiplantae; Streptophyta; Magnoliopsida; Vitales; Vitaceae.
ACGUUAGGGUUUUGGGAGACAUCAUCAAAAGGAAACCUCACCACGCAUCAGCCACUACCAUGGAUUCUUCGCAUCUUAACUCCGCCGAGUUGCAGCAAUUUCUCAGUCAAGAGAAGAAAAAAGCCAUGCUUAAUGAGAUGGUUGCAAAGAUUACAAAUGUAUGCUGGGACAAGUGCAUUACUGGUACCCCUGGUAGCAAAUUCAGCUCUAGCGAAUCAGCUUGCCUUUCAAAAUGUGCUCAGCGCUAUAUGGACUUGAGCAUCACCAUCAUGACUCGCUUUCAAUCCAUGCAAUAAUUUUUGAGUAUUUCCCUGGUACCCAAAUGAGUAGAUUGGUCAUUCCCCCAGUACUUUAGCAUUUAGGCCCCCCAAUCCACUCCCACCCCUUUUUUUCCUUUUGUUGGGUAAUUUGAUUUGGUUACAAAGUGUUGCCUGUAAUGAGCAAAUUGCUCGACACUUCUUCUGAAACUUAAAAGAGAUGAAAUAUCAGUGCUCCUGAUUUUUAUUGAUUUUAAUGUAUGUGUCAUGGUGGAAUGAAAGAUGCAUUCUUGUUUGUUCCUC